Molecule: messenger RNA, 888 nt
Organism: Lodderomyces elongisporus
Lineage: Eukaryota; Fungi; Ascomycota; Pichiomycetes; Serinales; Debaryomycetaceae
Gene: CTP1
Product: Ctp1p
Exons: 2
Coding region: 1-888 (295 amino acids)
Biological process (GO): mitochondrial citrate transmembrane transport
Cellular component (GO): mitochondrion
Molecular function (GO): citrate secondary active transmembrane transporter activity
Source: RefSeq, a predicted model, not a curated record
AUGUCUCAAAAAAAAAAUGUUGAACCAUGGAAAUCAUUUGUAGCUGGUGGUACCGCUGGUGCUAUUGAAGGAGUCAUUACUUAUCCGUUUGAGUUUGCCAAGACUCGUCUUCAGCUAGUAGAUAAGAGUGCAUCACCUAACCAACUGCGAAACCCACUUAAAUUAAUUUACAAUGUUGCCAAACAGCAAGGAGUCUCUGCGUUGUACGUGGGAUGUCCUGCUUUUGUUGUUGGAAACACCGUGAAGGCUUCGGUGCGGUUCCUUGGGUUUGAUGCAAUUAAGAAUAUGCUUGCCGAUAAGGAUGGGAAAUUGUCAGGUCCGAGAGGUGUUAUUGCCGGUUUGGGCGCUGGGUUGUUGGAGAGUGUUGUUGCGGUUACACCAUUCGAAGCUAUAAAGACAGGGCUAAUCGACGACAAGCAACGACCCAAUCCAAAAUACCAAAAUGGGUUGGUACUGGGAACAGUGAAGUUGUGCAAAGAUAUGGGAUUCCGUGGGAUCUAUGCCGGUGUUGUGCCAGUGAGUUUACGACAAGCUGCAAAUCAAGCAGUGAGGUUGGGUUCAUAUAAUGCAAUCAAGACGGCAAUUCAGCAAGCCACUGGCACCCCACCUAACCAACCAUUGAGCUCGGCCGCUACGUUUGCUGUAGGUGCUUUUGCUGGUAUCAUAACAGUGUACUCUACCAUGCCUAUCGACACCGUCAAGACUAGAAUGCAAGCAUUGGGAUCGGAGAAGGAAUAUACUUCGACUUUGAAUUGUUUUGCAAAGAUAUUCAAAAAUGAAGGAAUUUUGACAUUCUGGAAAGGCGCUACUCCAAGAUUAGGAAGAUUGGUCUUGAGUGGAGGUAUUGUGUUCACCAUAUAUGAGAAGAUGUUGGUGUUAUUGAAAUAA